GUUGUCUGCAAAAAAACAUCACACGAAGAAGAAACGUCAUCGCUUCAACACGGAGCGGGAAACCCGGGAGGAGAUGUUAGAGAUGUUAGAGAUGUUAGAGAUGGAGGCAGGAGGUGAAGACGGUCUCUCUCCGGCCUCUCUGAAGCUCUACGAGGCGCAGUUCUUCGGCUUCACUCCGCAGACAUGCAUGCUGCGGGUCUACAGCGCCUUCCAGGACUGUCUGUGCGACAUCCUGCCCGUGGUGGAGAAGGUGUGUGUGAGGCAGCUCGGCAGAGGAGAGUCUACCGGAGCCGGUACCGAGGAGGAGCUGCUCCGGUCCCGGGCCAGAGAGUGCAGCCGGAAGCUGCAGCAGUUCCUGGAGGAGCGGUUCAAGCAGAUGUCGGAGCGGAUGGAGGCUCUGCUGGCGGACCGCUGCUUCUCCAUACCGACUAAUGUCCUGCUGCCAGAGGACCAGACACACAGGAACUACACCCAACACACACAGGUGGGUGGAGGAGUAGAUAAACACACACAGGAGGUGCUGAGGCUGGAGUCGUCCCUCGCUGACCUCCAGAGAGCCUACGAGGCGGAGGUGUGUGCUAGACAGGCCCUGCUGGCAGAGCUGGAGGAGCAGAGGGAGGUGCAGAAGCAGCUGGAUGGGAUCCUGACGUGGGUCAGAGAGCUCCAGGCGGCCUGGGUGAAGGAAGGUAACGGUAGCUUCCAUGACAGUUUCAGGCUGGUGAUGGAGUCUGUGAAGAAGCUGCAGGAGGCCGUUGGGGAGGUCUACAAUAAGGCACCUCAGUGAAUUGAACUCACAUUUGUAAAAUUUUUGUUAAAGGCUGACCCGAAUGCUUCUCAGCUUUGACCAUUGCCAUGGUAAUCGAUCUCCAAAUCACUAUUCAAAUGCUUCAUUGUUUAAUUUUUGUUUAUUUUUUUAUAUAUAUAUAUAUAAGUAUG
Messenger RNA from Sebastes umbrosus (honeycomb rockfish), 936 nucleotides. It is a transcript of the gene mis12, whose product is annotated as MIS12 kinetochore complex component. The transcript is spliced from 2 exons. Bases 74 to 784 code for a protein of 236 amino acids. Gene Ontology annotation, biological process: mitotic sister chromatid segregation; kinetochore assembly; mitotic cell cycle. The record is from RefSeq and is a predicted model, not a curated record. NCBI's taxonomy places the organism in Eukaryota, Metazoa, Chordata, Actinopteri, Perciformes, Sebastidae. Gene Ontology annotation, cellular component: chromosome, centromeric region; nucleus.